AUGGAGGCGGCGCGAGCAGCAGGGAGCGCGCUCUUUGGGCUCACGGCGCACGAUGUGCCGGACGUGAAGGAGGAGCAGGACGAGGAGCGUAUGGCGCCGCCGAGCGUGCCGAGUGUGUCGCUCAAUGAGGACGAUCCGCCGCCCGCGUUUCCGGCGAUGAACAGCGCACAGCGCCAGGCCAAGCCGAGCUUGGACGUGCCUGCGUCCUCGGGGCCGUCGCUGCAGCCGCAACGGGGGUCGAACACGAGCACAGCAAUGGGGGGCCUGCGCGCGCCACUCACGACACCGCCGCAGAAACUCAAUCCGCCCAAGCCGCGGAAAAAGGUCGCGCUGGCACCGGGCUGCAGCCCACUGGACUGGGCGCGCCUGAAAAGCACUACGGAUCUGCGCGGGGGCGUUACGACGCUGUUGCGCAUUACUCCGACCGAGCUCAAGCGCCACAACAAAAGAGAGGAUGCAUGGACGGCACUCCAAGGAAAAGUAUAUAACAUUACGCCGUACAUGCGCUUUCACCCGGGUGGGGAGGAUACGCUGAUGCGCGUCGCAGGCCGCGACGGCACACGUCUGUUUUUUUUGACGCACUCUUGGGUCAAUAUCGAGGCCAUUAUUGGGACUACCAUGGUGGGCAUCCUAGUUUCCGAGUCAUAG
Molecule: messenger RNA, 648 nt
Organism: Malassezia japonica
Lineage: Eukaryota; Fungi; Basidiomycota; Malasseziomycetes; Malasseziales; Malasseziaceae
Product: cytochrome-b5 reductase
Exons: 3
Coding region: 1-648 (215 amino acids)
Molecular function (GO): heme binding; cytochrome-b5 reductase activity, acting on NAD(P)H
Source: RefSeq, a predicted model, not a curated record